AUGAGCACCGCUCCACAACCAAUAGAUACACAACAAAUCUGGCUGCGUAGCCCUGAGGGGUUUACGUAUCUAGUCGACUCCAACCACAGCAACCCCCCGCCGACGGGAGGGGGACAUAGGUUGCGCGAUGCUGCUCGUCGCUUCGUGAGCGCUAUGCCCGGCCGUAGAACGCGCCCUCGUUCGGACGACAGUACACCUUCCUCACCCGAACCCUCAACUCCUUUAUUGCACGACCCCAAUCAACCUUUUGUGCUGCCGCCAAACUAUCCCAUUCAUUCCAAUCUCUUUGCCGGCCUCGUGGCUCCUAUGCCACCCAGCUUGGAUCCUCAAGCCCCGCCACCUUGGGCCCACCAGGCACCGCCCCAGAUGCAGAUGCCGACUCCAUCGGUCCGUGUAGGCGACGACGUCGCCUUCGGACAGAUACUGCCGCAACAAGGUGCGGUGCAGUCACGUCCCAAACGACGUACCGCACGACGAACCCAUGAGCAUAUAAGGCUGCCCGGCCGAGACCGACAAGACCUGAUCGAUCCCCGUUUUGCUCGCGACGCAGGGCGGGCGGACAUAUCUCAAUCUAUCGAUGCCGAACAACACGCGGGCAAUGGAGAGAACGCGGCACUCGAGCCUCUAUUGAUCAACGAUACCAGCGGCCGUGAACGUGGUGCAGAUAGCGCCAGUGCCAUACCCGGCAACUCCAGUUCGAUGGGAGGCUCUCGUCCAUCUGUACCCGAGCGAGCCAGCACUGUCUAUUCUUUCCCCACGAUUUCUACAGGGCUCGUGCCCAAGCGCCAGAGCGUCGAUUCGCGCCGGACCUUAUCUUUCCCACCGAUGUCAAGUCGCUUUUCCACGAACACGUCCGUACUGGAGUUGUUGGAUGGCGAACGCUCGCGUUCUCAUUCGCUAGAAGACACGGUCUCUGUGCCUGCGACCGAAGAUCUCCAGCGUCCAGGCGGAUCUAAUAAGAGACGCAGCCGCGAAGAACGUAGUCAACUUCGAGUAUCGUUCUCGUCCGAACUGUCAGAGUUGGCGCCGUCUACGGUGCACACUGCCAGCACCGAUGACACUUCCCCUUCAACCCUGGGGCGUCCCCUCCCGUCGGUCAUAGGCCUGCCCGUGUCCGAAGAAGAAAGGGCGAUGAUCUUUCAGAACCGACUUCGGCGCGAGCUGAAUGUUUUACUCGGCAUCCCGGACGAUAUCGCGCACUUCGAUCCUCAGGGAGCGAACGACCGAGUGUUAGACGCUGUUCGCAAGAUGAAAUUCGAGAAGAGGGAGGCCGAGGAGGCAGUGUGGAGGUUAGAGAGAAAGAUAGAAGGGAUACAGGCGCUCGUUAGAUGA
Messenger RNA from Peniophora sp. CBMAI 1063, 1332 nucleotides. The record is from the annotation of a GenBank genome assembly. NCBI's taxonomy places the organism in Eukaryota, Fungi, Basidiomycota, Agaricomycetes, Russulales, Peniophoraceae.